Messenger RNA from Ciona intestinalis (vase tunicate), 1385 nucleotides. NCBI's taxonomy places the organism in Eukaryota, Metazoa, Chordata, Ascidiacea, Phlebobranchia, Cionidae. The record is from RefSeq and is a predicted model, not a curated record.
GAUUCAUUUAAAUUUAUUUUUUUUAUGCUGUGCCUGCUACGUGUUUUUUGUAAGGUGAUUGACUUGUUUUCUGAAGUCUGCAUCGACACUACGUUAUGUAUGGCACAAUUUGGCAACGUUCAUAACAGGAACCAUUGAAGCUAAGGGCAAGCACUGUGACGUUUUUGAAUUUGCUUCUUACCCUUAUUUUUUCAUUUUUGCCACUUUCAUUUGCAAAGCAAGCAAUUGCACUGCAAUAUUAUUCAGUAAGCGUGCCAGCCUUCAAACAAGGUUUUAAUUAGAAUGGUUUCUCCGUCGAUCUUGUGUUUGAUUAUUUUGCAAACGUUGUUUAUUGCGCAAGUAGUCGCUCAACUAAAUCUUGGAACAUGUUCUCUACAAUGUGAUCAGUCUACUGCUGUCUUUUCGUUCAGCCGAAGCAAUAUGAGUCGCGGUCCGCCUGGAAAGCGUGGACCUCCAGGUCUACGAGGUGUUAAAGGAGAACAUGGCGCUCCUGCAGUUCAAUGCGAGUGUAAUAGAAUGAAUGAGUUAUCAGCAGUUGUGCAACAGUAUAGGAAUCUCGUAGAGAGUAUACAAAAUGCUACGUUUCCACCGUCGUGCAGAUACGUGCCGUUCAAACCAUUGUGGCAGAAGCCUGUCUACACAAUAUUCCCCUUCGGCAACACAAACCAAGGCAUUGAAGUUGCGUGUGACGUUAAUACUGAUGGCGGCGGAUGGAUGAUCAUCCAAAGGCGAAUUGAUGGUUCCGAAGAUUUUUACAGAAAUUGGAAUGAUUAUGUGACUGGUUUUGGAAAGAUCAACUCAGAGUAUUGGAUAGGUUUGGAUACCAUAUACAACUUGACGAACAGCGGGAAUUAUGAACUCAGAGUAGAUAUGGAAGAUUUCCAAGGAAACACAGCAUAUGCUAAAUACAGCAUCUUCCGCUUUUUAGACAGGACAUUUUACAGAGCAAGAAUAUCUGGAUACUCUGGAACUGCAGGUAACUCAAUGGAGAUCAAUGGUCUAAAGUUCACCACAAAGGAUAGAGACCAGGACAUGGCGAACAAUGCCAACUGUGCGGUUUUAUACAGUGGUGCUUGGUGGCACGCUGCAUGUCAUGCAGCAAAUCCGAAUGGACAUUAUUAUACAGUCGGACAGUCGCCGAAUCGUGCAAGGGGUAUAAUAUGGGCAACAUGGAAAGACUGGUAUGAAUCGAUGAAAACGAUUGAAAUGAAAAUUCGCCUAAAGUAAAUUGACACUAUAAAUACUGCUGAAAAUGAGACUGUUCGGUAAAAUAGGAUACCGUUACGGCGUUACCAUCUAAAUCCUAUAUUUCCUGAUCCUGUUUUAAACAUUUAACAACGCUAUUUUAGUCGUGAGACUACGGGCAUUAUAACAUUCUGUGAAUA